Molecule: messenger RNA, 3460 nt
Organism: Heterocephalus glaber (naked mole-rat)
Lineage: Eukaryota; Metazoa; Chordata; Mammalia; Rodentia; Bathyergidae
Gene: Tada2b
Product: transcriptional adaptor 2B
Biological process (GO): regulation of transcription by RNA polymerase II; chromatin remodeling
Cellular component (GO): SAGA-type complex; nucleus
Molecular function (GO): chromatin binding; transcription coactivator activity; zinc ion binding
Source: RefSeq, a predicted model, not a curated record
GGCGCGGCGGCGGCGGUGCGGGCGGCGGGCGAGCGGGGGAAGAUGGCGGAGCUGGGCAAGAAGUACUGCGUGUACUGCCUGGCCGAGGUGAGCCCGCUGCGCUUCCGCUGCACCGAGUGCCAGGACAUCGAACUGUGCCCCGAGUGCUUCUCGGCCGGCGCCGAGAUCGGUCACCACAGACGCUACCACGGCUACCAGCUGGUGGACGGAGGGCGCUUCACGCUCUGGGGGCCGGAGGCCGAGGGCGGCUGGACCAGCCGUGAGGAGCAGCUGCUGCUGGACGCCAUCGAGCAGUUCGGCUUCGGGAACUGGGAGGACAUGGCCGCACACGUGGGCGCCUCCCGGACCCCCCAGGAGGUGAUGGAGCACUAUGUGAGCAUGUACAUCCACGGGAACCUGGGCAAGGCCUGCAUCCCUGACACCAUCCCCAACCGCGUCACGGACCACACGUGCCCCAGCGGGGGGCCCCUCUCGCCCAGCCUCACCACGCCGCUGCCGCCGCUGGACAUCUCAGUGGCCGAGCAGCAGCAGCUGGGCUACAUGCCGCUGCGGGACGACUACGAGAUCGAGUACGACCAGGACGCCGAGACGCUCAUCAGCGGGCUCUCGGUGAACUACGACGACGACGACGUGGAGAUAGAGCUGAAGCGCGCGCACGUGGACAUGUACGUGCGCAAGCUCAAGGAGCGGCAGCGCCGCAAGAACAUUGCUCGCGACUACAACCUGGUGCCGGCCUUCCUGGGCAAGGACAAGAAGGAGAAGGAGAAGGCGCUGAAGCGCAAGAUCACCAAGGAGGAGAAGGAGCUGCGCCUGAAGCUCAGGCCGCUCUACCAGUUCAUGUCGUGCAAGGAGUUCGACGACCUGUUCGAGAACAUGCACAAGGAGAAGAUGCUGCGGGCCAAGAUCCGCGAGCUGCAGCGCUACCGGCGCAACGGCAUCACCAAGAUGGAGGAGUCAGCCGAGUAUGAGGCCGCGCGGCACAAGCGCGAGCGGCGCAAGGAGAACAAGAGCCUGGCCGGCUCGAAGAGGGCCAAGGAGGACGGCAAGGACGGCGAGUUCGCGGCCAUCGAGAACCUGCCCGGCUUCGAGCUCCUGUCAGACCGCGAGAAGGUGCUGUGCAGCUCGCUGAACCUGAGCCCGGCGCGCUAUGUGACAGUCAAGACCAUCAUCAUCAAGGACCACCUGCAGAAGCGCCAGGGCAUCCCCUCCAAAAGCCGCCUUCCCGGCUACCUGGACAAAGUCCUGAAGAAGCGGAUCCUCACCUUCCUCACCGAGAGCGGGUGGAUAUCCAGGGACGCGUCCUGAGGCCGCCCAGCUGCAGCUGGGAGCCAGAGGACUUGGGGAGGGUGUUCCCCGCUGUUGCCCUUUUUAAAGAAAUUGAAUUCCUUUUUUAAGGUAUAGUCUUCUCAUGGUCCUCUGAAGAAGCAAUAGCAGCAGUCUUACAGUGGAUCUGGGGAGACGGACGCGCGGUGGCUCCGUCUGGAGAAUGUGACAAGGUUGGAUGGUGUCCUUGUGUCCCGUGAGCCUUCGCCCCUUCGGUGCAAAAGCUAUUGCUGGGGGUGCCAGGAGCGCUGCACUUGCCGGCCAGCAAGCCGUCAGCUUCUCUCUUCUCAGGUGGGGCUGCUGCUGGCGCCCUCUGCUGAGCCCACUGCUGCCCGGGCACGUGGCACUUUAAGGGAGGCGGCUGGGCAGGGCCUCUGCAUGCAGCAGCUGCUGCCGCCAGGACCCCUCCUAGACACCUAGGAAGCCCUUGUUUGCACACAGACGAUACUGCACUCUGCAGCACCAGAUCCUCCCCCAGGGCGCCGGCAGCCCCCUCGGCACAUCCCAGUCCCCACCUGUCAGAGGGCGGGCCUGGGAGGGAUGCAGGACUGGGGACCGCCAGGUUCCCGCUGCUGCUGCUGCUGCUGCUGUACCUGUAGUGCAUUCUACUUGGAAGACCCCGUGUCAGAGUGCAUGGCCACGUGCUCAGCGUUCUGGGUUCUGGUGUUAGCGUCCUCAGGAUUUUCAUCAUAGUGGCAAGUACCCUUUCUACUGAAGAAGCAUGAGCGUGCUAGCCCAGCUAAGUGGGUUACUUAAGGCGUAGCCAGGCAGAGCAUGGGCGGUGUGCACAGCACUCUGGGGAGGGCAGGGGACUCAGAUGAGCCUCAGAGCGGCUGUGCUGCUCCUGGCUCCAUCUAGAGACAGAAACACAGAGCCUGAGGCCAGGCCUUCUUAGGACCUGCCUGGUACCUUCCUGCUAAACCUGCAGCAGCUCUCAUUUCCUGCAGCUCAGGGCUUUCCUGCUCAGGCCGGGCUCUAGGGACCCUGGAGGGACCACACACCCAGCCCUUCUCCCGAGCUCGGCCUGCCCCUGCCUCCUUAGGUACAAGAGCCUGUUUACCACCCAGAACAAUUGGGCUUAAAGUUCCAUUAAACUGAAGUGAAAGAAAAAUGAAAACACCUCCUCAUUUCUAAGGACUUGAUUAUGUGCCUUUUCUUUUUACAUCCUCUGUCCCCUAGGGUAGGUGUUUCGGCAUUAAAUAAGACAUUUCAGACACUGCAGACGGCUUUAGCUGGAAAGUGCAUUGUGGAGAAGCGCCCCUGUGCCAGACCCAGGACCUGUCUCCAUGCCUGAGCGAGCGCUGGGCUGGGCUUGCUGAGGACCAGCCCUACACUGCCCCCUGCAGGGCGAGCCCGAAAGGCACCGAGAAGCCUGGUGCUAGCCUCUGUCUGAGCCAGCGCUUUCCAAAGUUAGGGUCCCGGGCCCUGGGUGGACAGAGGUGCAGUUGGGCCCCAUGUGGUCGAGUCAGAAAUUCCAAGGCUUCUGGGGGUGCAGCCCGGCUGCUUUUCUUAAGCCCUGCAAGUGGCUGGGCAGGGGCCCAAGGUGGAGCACCACUGGUUUCCGCCAUCUGGGCCCCGGUUCACUUUCUACACCACCAGAAUCCUAGUCUGGUGAGGUUGGGUUUAGUCUUAUUUUUUCUAUAAAGCGAUAGCCAGACCUACAUUAGCUUGAGAAGCAGAGGAUCCUGUGUGUGGCCUAGGCCGAGAGCUGUUCAGUGAAAACCUUGUGCUUACGCAGGUUUGUAGUGUGUGUAUAUUUUUGAUGGUAUGAAGAAUUUAUUUAGGCUUGACUGUUUUAAAACACCACAAUGAAUGUAUAAUUAAUUUAUGUUGAGACAGUAAUGCUACAAGGGAAAAGUAAUUCCGGGAUGGAUGCCUGUCGUCCCCUGCCCCAGCUGUUUUGUCACAUCAGUCCUUACCUCUGCUGUUAGCUCACAGCCUGAAAUGUUUCUAUUUGAUUCUCACGAUGAAUCAGGUACCAUAAUCCCAAGAACGAGGUCUCUCCCAAACUUAACUCUGUCUGAGUCAAAAAAGGUAAUGGUCCCGGGAGGCCAGCAUUCCAAGAAUGUAUUAAAAGCUGCAACUCUGACUACCAUUUCUAUUGUCCUUUUACAUAUUAAAGAGGUUGAGAACAAAA